AUGUCUGGAUAUAAUAAGAACCAGCAAUAUGUGUAUGAUGCCGAAGCCACAAGGUCGAAUCAGGUCCCGAGCUACUCGGGUGUUGCACAGCCUGCAUUCGCCUCGCAAUACACGGAUGCGCCCGCGCGUCUAACCCAUGAACCCUCAGGUGCAGAGAUGCCCUACAUACCCAGCUCAACAUACGAGUCACGCGGAACAGGCGACCUCCACCCCGAUCCAUCAUUUAUUGAUGCAAGAACUCGUCAUCCCGUCACUCAUGCAGCUACUGAUACGGAAAUCACCGAACUGGUCUCGCCUACGCAGGGCACCGCUGGAUCUUCCGUGUCCCUUCACCUAAGGACGAAUUACGAUCUCGCAGCCAGUCAAGAAACUUUUAUCCUCAUGUUUGGCUCCAAGAAGUGCAUCGCUGCACUGCAGAAGGUGGACUAUGACGACGAUUGGUACAACUACGUUCUCAACGUCGAGGUUCCUCCCUUUCCGCUGACCAACUCCUGGAACCCGACCAUGAUGUUGAAAUUUCAAAUAGAGGACAAAAUGGGCCACCUACGCUCUCAGACCGACGCGGGGAAAUUCACCUUCACUGACAUGUCGCCGAAUCUCGCAUAUCAGUCAUCCCCCGACUUCUCGAAAAAGCGCAAAUAUUCGAGUGAGUUUGGCGACCAUCAGGAUUAUCAGGAUGGUAAUACUGCGAAACGCGCGAAUGCACUUCGUUAUCAGGCCAAACCACGGUCAUCAUCUGGGGCCUACUCGAGCUCCCAGCUUUCCCCACUGCCAGCUCAUUCGUCACUGUCGAACGUGUAUGGCGGAUAUGAUCUCUCGAAGCAGGCAAAUUACGGAUCUCAGCUUUCUCAGAAAGGCCUCUACGCCGUACCCUCGGGUAUGAGCCUGUCCCAAGCCGACUACAAACUCCCACAAAUGUCACCAAGUCUGCACUCGUAUGGCUCUUAUAAUCCUCAUGCUCACCUCGGACGGAGCUCUGGCUCGCUAUCAGCAAACACAUCUGUAUCUUCCGUACUUCCAUCGCCGUCUGCGCUUGCAGCGCCAGUCUUGGUGCGAGCUACAACGCUUCCGCAGGCCGGUGGUCCCUCGACGGCGCAGCCAUUCAACCCGUACUCCAUGUACCAGACAAAGGCGGUCCUGAAGAUUGAUGGUGAUCUCGACAAGAUGAGCGAAGAUUGGUCUCAAGAAGAGUUGGACGCAAAGCGGCGACUCGUAGAAUUCAAAAGGUCGCAGCACGGAAGCACGAUAACUACGUCUUUUACUCCAGUCACCCCCGAAGCUCGGGCGGCUCGCAGUAUAUGCGUCAGCUGCAUCUGGUGGGAAGAGAAGGAUGAAUGUUUCAUCACCAGCGUUGACACGAUAUAUCUGCUCGAACAGUUGGUGAAUGUGCGGUUCACGGUCGAGGAAAAAAACCGAAUACGGCGCAAUCUGGAGGGCUUCCGCCCUCUGACAGUUUCAAAGGCGAAACCGGACAGUGAGGAUUUCUUCAAGGUCAUCAUGGGCUUCCCAAACCCGAAACCUCGCAACAUCGAGAAGGAUGUAAAGGUAUUUCCCUGGAAGAUUCUGACGCAUGCGCUAAAGAAGAUCAUCAGCAAAUAUUCUGCCAGUUACUCCUCCACGGCUGGGAUCGGAUCUCUUCCCAUCGCGUCAACAUCGAGCUACCUUCCAAGCGCGCUAUCGCAGGGCACACUGGACGCGCAUCGGAACACGUCCCCUCAAUCGGUGGCGGCAUCGACGGUAUCGAGUGCAUACAAUACGAACCUUGCAUCAUCGAGUUUGUCCCCUCAUCUGAAAAUGUCAGCAGGCCUCGAAGGAUCAGCAGGCCAUGGCAUGUCGGUGGUCCAGAGGACACCAUCAGGACAAGGUAUGACUCAGUGGGGACCUCCGACUCCCCAUAUGCCACAAUACCCUACUUCAUUAUCUCAGGGAGGUCGGGGUUCUUGGGACUAUGGUUAUCUCAACGCUUCCACAACCGCGGGCGUCUCGGCGGCUACGCACUCGAUGCAGAUCUCACGACCCGACGUUGGGACCGAGCUGGACCAAAUCGCAGCAGACAACACCUAUCAGCAAUACGGCGAGCGUACGACGAGGGUGUAG
Molecule: messenger RNA, 2097 nt
Organism: Plenodomus lingam JN3
Lineage: Eukaryota; Fungi; Ascomycota; Dothideomycetes; Pleosporales; Leptosphaeriaceae
Source: RefSeq, a predicted model, not a curated record